Glarea lozoyensis ATCC 20868 is the source of this 1137-nucleotide messenger RNA. RefSeq lists its product as uncharacterized. The transcript is spliced from 5 exons. Lineage: Eukaryota; Fungi; Ascomycota; Leotiomycetes; Helotiales; Helotiaceae. The record is from RefSeq and is a predicted model, not a curated record. The coding region runs from base 1 to 1137 and encodes 378 amino acids.
AUGUCCCUUCAGUCAAGCCAAGUCCCUGGCGGCAAUGGUGCGCCACCUACCGUGCCAGUCUUCGGGUCACCGACGGAUGAUAGACGCGAACCAGUGCGUAUUGCUAUGAGCAUAUGUUUUGCGGCAGCGGCCAUUGCUGUUUUGUUGAGAGUAGUGACGAAGACUUCAUUCACAAAGGCGAAACUCUGGUGGGACGACUGGCUCGUUCUGUUCGCGCUGAUAUGGAGUCUAGGAUUCUUCAUUUGUACCAUUCUCCUGAUGAACUACGGCCUAGGUCGUCAUGUAGACCUCACAAAUUCGGCAGCGAUCACGAACUUCCUCAAAACCUACUUACCCGCUGCAUGUUUCUAUGCAACGUCUAUCUCGUUCUCUAAGCUCUCUAUACUAGUAUUCUAUUGGCGGAUAUUCAGGCCGAUAAAGCAGAUCCACCUGCCGAUUUAUAUCCUAGGAAGCAUCGUCGUAGCCUGGAACAUUGCAAUUGUACUUGUCGUCAUAUUUCAAUGCACUCCAGUAAACUUCUGGUGGAACCGCUCGAUAAUCGGUGGAAAAUGCGUCGAUAAUACAAAGUUCCUGCUCGGUAAUUCCGUACCAAACAUCGCAACAGAUAUUGCGAUCCUUCUUCUGCCUAUUCCAUUCAUCUGGAAUCUGCAGCAGUCUAGUGGACGCAAACUUGCGUUAAUCGGAAUAUUCAUGCUAGGCGGGUUCGUGUGCGUGGUCAGCAUCAUUCGACUCGCGAUCCAGUUGCAAACGGAUUUCACCUCCCCCGAUUUAUCAUGGACCAUCACAAGUUUCGUAAUGUGGACUAACGUUGAGACAAAUCUGGCUGUUGUAUCAUCCUGUCUACCCUCCCUCCGUCCGGUCCUUAGUGUAUUGGGAGUUCGCGCCAAAAACACAUUCUCCCGACAAUCUGGCUACAAGAACACCGCGUACGGCAAAAGUUCGCAGGGUGUUGAGUCGCGCAAGUUUGGGAAACCGAAGGGAUACUCGCCGCACCAUGGCUCCGACACCGACACGCACAUUGUGAGCGCGGAAGUUGACGAGUAUCCGCUGGUGCAUUCGAGAUCUGAGGGGGCAAACAGCAAAAUGGGUGGGAUUCAGGUUGAUAGAGAGUUUAGAGUUACUGAAGAUAGGCGGUGA